Messenger RNA from Vidua chalybeata, 1757 nucleotides. RefSeq names its product zinc finger protein 3-like. Gene Ontology annotation, molecular function: DNA-binding transcription factor activity, RNA polymerase II-specific; RNA polymerase II cis-regulatory region sequence-specific DNA binding. The coding region runs from base 1 to 798 and encodes 265 amino acids. Lineage: Eukaryota; Metazoa; Chordata; Aves; Passeriformes; Viduidae. The transcript is spliced from 2 exons. Gene Ontology annotation, biological process: regulation of transcription by RNA polymerase II. The record is from RefSeq and is a predicted model, not a curated record.
AUGCACGGUGUGUUUUCUCUUUCAUUUCUCUCUGUGCACCUCAAUAAUCCUGAGAGAGAGAAAAAUGUGCUUACCACAUCCAUCCUGAUCCAACACCAGAGGAUCCACACUGGGGAACAGCCCUACAAGUGUGGGGAAUGUGGGAAAAGCUUCAGCCAGAGGGGCCACCUGAUACAGCACCAGGUAAUCCACACCAAGGACCAGCCUUAUCCGUGUGGGAAAUGUGGGAUGAGCUUCAGCCAGAAGGGCCACCUGAUGCAACACCAGAGGAUCCACACUGGGGAAAAGCCCUAUGAGUGUGGGGAAUGUGGGAAGAGCUUGAGAUACAGCUCUGGCCUGAAGAAACACGAGAGGAUCCACACUGGGGAAAAGCCCUACGAGUGUGGGGAUUGUGGGAAGAGCUUCAGCCUGAACUCCCAGCUUAUGGAACACCAAAAGAUCCACACUGGGGAAAGGCCCUACAAGUGUGGGGAAUGUGGGAAGAGCUUCAGAGGAAGCUCAGCCCUGAUUCAGCACCAGAGGAUCCACACUGGGGAACGGCCCUACACCUGCUUGGAACGUGGGAAGAGCUUUGGGUGGCACUCUGACCUGAGAAAACACCAGCGCAUCCACACCGGGGAGAAGCCCUACAAGUGUCCUGAGUGUGGGAAGAGGUUUCAGAUCACCUCCAGUCUCCUCAAACAUGAGCGGAUUCACACAGAGGAGAGGCCCUUCCUCUGCCCCGACUGUGGGAAGGGCUUCAAGCGAAACUCCCACCUCACCGUGCACCGGCGCAUCCACACCGGGGAGAGGCCCUAAGAGUGUGGGGAGUGUGGGAAGAGCUUCUCCACGAGCUCAAACUUGACCCAACAUCAACGGAGGCGCCACUAAGGGAAGCCCUGUGAAUGCCCCGAGUGUGGGAAGAGCUUUGUACACUCCUCCCAACUCCAUUCCCCAUGGGAGGAUCCACAUUGAAUGAUCCCCAGUGACCCUCAUUGGGCAGAGCCCUGGUGAUCUGUGGUCCUGGUCAUCUGUGUUGGAAAGACACCUGGCUGGGAGGCUCCACAUCUUCCUGGUUCCCUGUGGGCACCUAAAUAAACUCAGUGGAAGGAACAUCCAUCGGGAUGCAGACCAACAAUGGGAAUUCCUUGGGGAGAGCAGAUUUGUCAGCUUUCAACCCCAUAAAAUCUUUUGCAUUCAAUCCUGUCUUCUGGUGGCAUCAAGGAGUACUGAAUGGUCUUGGAGGUAUGUCCUGGGCUGACUGUAUGAUGCUUGUAUCCCCAGUCGUCUGUUCUGUUUAUGCUGAAUAAUAAGUUUUGCAACUUUAAGACUUGUUCCGAGAGUGAAGGAGGGAGAGAAGAAGCGUGGAGUUUGUUUUCAGAAACUGCACUCACUCCUCCACAUUCCUGUUCCUGGGCUGGGUUGUCUGCAGAUGGACAGACAGCGGGACAGAGUUCUCCUUUGCUUUUAGUUAGCUUUAGCUAGUUGAGACAGAGAAGUUCCCUGGACUGUUUUUUUUUUUCCCCUUUCUUUGGACCUGCUCAAACCUGCUCUGGCCUGAACACCAGAGGAGCACCGGCAGCUCACACCUGUGACCCAGCGGGCCAGGCCUGGGCCUCGGCAUUUCCAGCAGCGAAGGGACUGAUAAGAGACUGAGUGACCCGAGCUGCAGCCCACAGAGGGACUUCCUGAGUUUGUCUCUCUUUUAGAGCGGCAAAAGUUUUUAUUGUUUAAUAUUGUUCAGGUUUUCUUGUUUAAUAAACAGUUUUUUCCACUUU